GUCCGGGACUGUUUAUUUGAUCAAUCGCUUGAUCUUAUUCGCAGCUAACCAUCAUACUAAUGGCCGUUCCACUAUCCGCAACCUGUGGACCCGCUUGGUAGCAUCCAGCUUAGCCCCAAGUUAAUUCCAUUAUUGUUGAUAAUUUUUAUUAAAUUUUAAUUACUUUAAUUAGAAUUUACUACAUAAAGUCGUCUACCAAAAUUAUAUCUUCAAUUAGAUGAAAGUAGAUAAUCAAUUUAGAAAUACCUGAACAUGAGAGAUUAAACACAAGUCAUUUAUAUAUAUUCAUGUAUAAUUGAAAAAACUAAGUUAAAUAAUAUGAAUAAACAAAGAAAACUAUCUUAAUGUAUUAUCAAUAAACCAGUAAAAUCAUCUGAACUAUUAAUAAUUAACUCUUAAUAAAUAACGUAAGAGACAUUCUUUUUAAAAUUUAUUGUAAUUCCUAUAGAUAUGUUUGUUUGAUUUUAAGAAUAUAAUGAUAUAUUAAAAUCGUUCAAUAUCAAGUGAAGAUGAUACUGUGUCAUUACGAAUGUUAUGAUUGAUAGUAGGGAAAGCAUCAUUACAUUUCUUUAAAACGUUUUUUGUUUACAAAAUCUGAUAUUUAUUUCAUCAUUAUUUGGUUUAUUUGGUGUUUUAUGUGUGUUUAUUAUUUUAUGUUGAAAAAAACUUUCUCGAUUAUUAAUGUUCAUCAUCUAUGAAAAUCUAUUUUAUGAUCGUAAAUAAAAAAUCUCUAAACAUUAUCAAUAUCAUUUUAUGUCACUAUUGACUAAACCAUAGAUAAAACAUUAAAAUAAUUGUUUUAUCUAUUUUUUCUUGUUCUUGUUUUUAGAAUAUUCUUAAGAAUAUAUUUAUUUAUUUUGUCAAUAGAAUCUACUUAGUUAUUGAUUGAGAUUUUUUCUAAUAUUGAAGGACUUAUUAUUUAUUUUAACUUGUAUAAAAACUAGAAUUCGUUUCUAAUUAAGUGGAAUGAAAUAAAUCAAGAUAAAACAUUUGAUUUUUAUUUCUUGUUCAUAACUGUCAACAUUAAUAUGUAUUCGAAUAUUGGUUUAUAGAAUAUUUACAUACUGAAAAUCUUUCGUAACAUCUUGUUUUUAUCAAUCAUUAUCUUUAGAUUAUAUUAAGAAUAUUAUUUAUAUUUUCUUUUUAACAAUAUCUUGUAGAUUAUUUUUCAUAAGGAUUUAUGUUAUUCUCUUAUUGUUCUUUGGAGGUAUUAUUCCAUAAUCUUAUGACUAUAGUUUAUUGUUUGUAUUAAUGAAUUAAUCUCACUUUUAGUUUAAUAUUUUCUUCAAUCUUAUUGGUGAUAAUUUAAUUGAGUUAUUUUUACUGAAUGAAUGAUCUGUUUCAUGUGAUUUUUAUUCAAAUUUUAAAUUAUAUAUAUAUAUAUCUUUAAUUAUAAAAAUUCAAUUAAGAAAAUGAAUGUAAAAUGAAUUACGUAUGUAUCUAAUAAAAUCCUGUAUUGGAAUUAAAGUUGAGGAAGCUUCAAUUACAAUAUAUGUACAAACAUUUCCAUCUAGAUCCACAAAUCUAUGAUAGAUAAAAUAAUUUCAAUAAUUUAUCUUUCGAAUUUAAUAAAUUCUACAAUAGAUGAUAGAUGGGUGUGGGUGUUUAUAUCAACUAAAUCCACACCCACACCCUUCUUUUAUUCUUUUUAAAGAUUAAAAUUUUAAUACAUAGGAGUACAUUCCAUAUAGUAUAAAUUAAUUCAACAGAUCGAUGUUUAUUUAACGUUGCUUUUCUGACAUUUUUAUAAACUCUGAUAGUUUUCCGAAGGCAAAUAGUCAGUGAAUGCUUGAAUCGAGGUUUUUGUGGCUUCUAUUUUCGACCAUAGAAACCGAAGCUAAAAGUCAUCGAAGAUAAAAUCUCUCCUAGGAAGAAAAGAGAGCGUUGAACGACAUCACGUAUUAAGAUCUCUUGCGAAAUCAAAUGAAAUAUAUAACGAGAAGAUAGUAAUAAUGAAAAUAAAUAAUCCAGCGACAUUAAAAAGUUUUUUCCAAACUGCAGAAAUAACUAAGAAAGAUCAUUUUUUAUAUGAUUGAAGAAACUUGGAACAUAACUGUCGUCUAUGAGAGAUUGUUUACUUGCUGAUGAGUUUUUCCGUUGGGUAUUACUGUAAUGAUUUGAAACUCUGUAAUUUAGAUUAGAAUAAUAGUAGUUAGCAAACGAUAAUAAAUCAGCUUUGGUUUCUCUAUGUUUAUACACAUAAUCCAUUAUCGAAAAUCUAUUUUUCUCAAUUUGAUAGAAUAGUAAAUUAAUCCUUUUUUGGCCUAUGGUAUUUAUAAAUACCAUUUAAUAAAAAAUUGAUUCUUUUAAACUAUGAGACAUUUAGGAAAGAGUUUCAUAUCAAUUUAAAGUCUGUAUAUUGUGUAUCUCAAAUCAACAGUUUGAAACUAUUCUUUAUCAUAAAAAUAAUAUUUUUGACGUUCUAUGAAUACAUAAUGUUAUGGCACGCACCAUAAUUCAUAAGAGAAAGCUUAGCUUGUUGUAUAUUGUUCAAACUUUUUCUGUGUAUAUUAGGGCCUAUAAGGUUGAUGUUAUUGAGAGAGUUGACCUUCCGAACUGUUAGAUUUAGCCAAAGACAAGAAAGGGUUAAAUGAUAAUUAAUAUUUUAGCUGCAGAAAGUAAUAAUAGUGAACUUGAAGAAUGUGUCAAAUCGGUUUUAAAAGACAGCGAAAGUUCAAAUAGUGAUGUUGUUUUGUUUUUUGGUGAUAGAAAAGUUCAAGAUAUAUGUUUAUUCAAUGUUUUCAAAAGAAAUUUUCUAUCUUAAUGCAAUAUUUUUAUUUGUAGCGGAUGCAAGCUCGGGAUAAAUUUCGUUAUAUUGGUGUAACAACUGUUCAUGAAUACAGAAAAUAUGUUAAAAAAGAUUCAGCAUUUGAAAAACGUUUUCAACAAGUUACGGUUAACAAAUCAUCUAGUGCUGAUUUUGUCUCAAUUGAAGAUGGUCUUAAAGAUUGUUAUGAAUUGCAUUUUUGUCGUAUGACUAACUUUCUUUAUUUCUCUACAUUUAUUUAA
Rotaria sp. Silwood2 is the source of this 3009-nucleotide messenger RNA. The record is from the annotation of a GenBank genome assembly. NCBI's taxonomy places the organism in Eukaryota, Metazoa, Rotifera, Eurotatoria, Philodinida, Philodinidae.